UUACACCACUGAAACAGUUGAAUACUACACCGAAGUAAUCAUGGUAAACAAUGGUCUGCUGCUGUUGGGUGUUGAAUCGUUGAUGGCUGGAUUGACCACUGGUAUGCCGAUGUCUCCUGGAUAUGGCGGUUAUCAAACCACAACGACGGCGUCUGACUGCACGACAACAAUAUACUCAACGACCAGUUACUACACUGAGGCCUCCAAAAGUCCCGAAAUAUUAUUCUUCCCCGAGUUCCACCACCAAGUCAUCGGAGUAUUACACAACUACGUAUGCAGCGCCAGCUUACUACACCGAGGUUCAAGUACUACUCUGCUCUCAGCUACUCCACCGAGGCUCCAGCUUAUCACACCACUAACGGUCGAAAACUACACAGAAGUGCCAAAGUACUACUCUGCCCCGAGCUACACAACCCUAACUGAGGCGGCCAAGUAUUACGUAGCCUCAACUUUCUACACAACUUUCUACACAACUGCCGCCCCUUCGUAUUACGCUGAACCAAAAUACUACACUGAAGACCCAGUUUGCUACACCGCAACCUACGCUACACUCUGCUACUACACCGAAGCUCUGAAGUAGUACACUACGAAGGUACCUGAGUUCUAUGCCACUACAUACGAUGCUCCGACCUGCUACACUGAAGCUCUUAAGUAUUACUCUGCUCCGAGUUAUUACACCACUAAGGGAUCUGAAUGUUACACCACGACCUACGCUUCUCCAGAUAACUACAAGGAGGCUUCUAAAUGCUAGAUCUGAAAUUGUUUUUCAUGUGAUUUCACUGAGAAUUGUUGUUGAUGUUGAAUAAGAAAUAAAGUUUUUUGUGGGUAAACAUCUUGUAAAACUUUUCUU
Daphnia pulex (common water flea) is the source of this 850-nucleotide messenger RNA. RefSeq lists its product as uncharacterized. Bases 41 to 580 code for a protein of 179 amino acids. Lineage: Eukaryota; Metazoa; Arthropoda; Branchiopoda; Diplostraca; Daphniidae. The transcript is spliced from 3 exons. The record is from RefSeq and is a predicted model, not a curated record.